Juglans microcarpa x Juglans regia is the source of this 942-nucleotide messenger RNA. RefSeq names its product ribosomal RNA large subunit methyltransferase E. Gene Ontology annotation, biological process: RNA methylation. Gene Ontology annotation, molecular function: rRNA (uridine-2'-O-ribose)-methyltransferase activity. Bases 82 to 762 code for a protein of 226 amino acids. Lineage: Eukaryota; Viridiplantae; Streptophyta; Magnoliopsida; Fagales; Juglandaceae. The record is from RefSeq and is a predicted model, not a curated record. The transcript has 6 exons.
UACAUGAUCAGCAAAGAACAGUGCAAAACCCUUCGAAUUCAACCCCAAAGGGUUUUAGACUGCGAGAACAAAGGACAGUGAAUGAGUGGGGCACCCGAUUUCUUCUACCGAGAGGCGCAACGCCUUGGCUAUGUCGCUCGCUCUGCCUUCAAGCUACUUCAGAUGCAGAAGCAAUACAAACUUAUAACACCCGGUUCGUCCGUUCUUGACCUCGGCUGUGCCCCUGGUGCUUGGCUUCAGGUAGCUUGCCAGAGUUUGGGUCCGCUUAAAAGCGGUGGGGUUGUUGUGGGCAUUGAUCUUAAGAAGGUGAAGGUUCCUUCUCGUCACUGUGAUGCGAGGGUUCAAACUGUUUGUGCCGAUGUCAUGAACCUCACCAAAGACAAAGUUAAGGCACUCUCUCCUCAGAAAGGGUUUUCUGUAAUACUCUCGGAUAUGUGUCCCUUAGUUUCGGGAAUCAAAACAAGGGAUGCAGCUUUAUCAGUUGAGUUAGGGAUGCGAGCACUUGAUUUGGCUGUUGGUGGGGCUGCGUUACUGGAUGAUAAACUGGAUGGUUCAACCUCUGAUACAGAUAAUAAAGGUCUAUUGCACGCAGGGGGCCACCUUGUAAUAAAGCUUUUAGAAAGUGAAGAUGUGCAAGAAUUCAGUCGGAUAUGCAAGCCGCUCUUCAGAAAGGCGUCAUGGCUAAGGCCUAAAGCUACAAGAUCUUCAUCCAGAGAAAUUUAUUUGAUAUGUCAAGGUUUGCAAUCGCAUGCCAGGAUGUAGUUUUUUGAUUUAUUUGCUUCUUGCACAGAUGCAGGCAACCAGAUUUCUGGAUGGCGCAAUGAAAUCAUGUUUUGUUUCCGUCAUUGUUGUGGGAAAUAUUGAUUUUAUAACCUAAUACGAUAUUUGUGAGCCCAGUCACUCUUAAUGUUAUUCAAAGUUUAAGAAGAUUGAGAUGCCAAA